AUGUAUGUCGAGGGCUCAAGAAACCCCGACAUCUACAAUCGCGAGUUUGUCGAGACAGUGCAGCGCAUGAACCAAAUGCUCAAGGGCCGCUCAGAAGCACUACAAGCGCUCCAAGCACAGAUUGCACAUCAGCUCCAAAUCGCCAUUCCGGAAAUGAAAGACGACAUCGAAAGAGCUGUCGAAGCGACCGGCGGAAAAGUCCCAAUUACGGGAAUCACACUUGAUCCAUGA
This is a messenger RNA of Parastagonospora nodorum SN15, 231 nucleotides long. RefSeq lists its product as hypothetical. The record is from RefSeq and is a predicted model, not a curated record. Gene Ontology annotation, biological process: regulation of transcription by RNA polymerase II. NCBI's taxonomy places the organism in Eukaryota, Fungi, Ascomycota, Dothideomycetes, Pleosporales, Phaeosphaeriaceae. The transcript has a single exon. Gene Ontology annotation, molecular function: transcription coregulator activity. Gene Ontology annotation, cellular component: mediator complex. Bases 1 to 231 code for a protein of 76 amino acids.